Messenger RNA from Pomacea canaliculata, 609 nucleotides. Its product is annotated as chitotriosidase-1-like. Gene Ontology annotation, cellular component: extracellular region. The record is from RefSeq and is a predicted model, not a curated record. Gene Ontology annotation, biological process: carbohydrate metabolic process; chitin catabolic process. Gene Ontology annotation, molecular function: chitinase activity; chitin binding. Lineage: Eukaryota; Metazoa; Mollusca; Gastropoda; Architaenioglossa; Ampullariidae. The transcript has 4 exons. The coding region runs from base 1 to 609 and encodes 202 amino acids.
AUGGCCCGACUGCUUCAGAUACUGGAAAGUCUCUGCCAUCGCGGCAUAAGGGCCAGGUUCAAUGGGGCAAGAGGAAACAAAUUGAUGUUCCAGAUCCCCAGAGGCCGGGAGUUCCUGAGAGUCUGCUACUUCACCAACUGGAGCAACGGUAGAGCAUCCAUGUACUCCCGCUUCUCGAUACAAAACAUCGACCCCACGUUGUGCUCCCACCUCAUCUACGCCUUUGCGAAGGUAGACCCAGACAGCCGCUCCAUCAUUCCCAUGGAGGCUGAUGAGGACGCAGGCUUGACCAUGCCGGCAGGUAGAGGGCGUCUAUUCGCAGAAUUCAAUGACCUCAAGAAAAACUAUCCGCACCUGGUCACGCUCCUGUCCAUCGGAGGAGAAACCGCCUCGAGAGAAGCUUUCGUCGACGUGACGUCAGACAACGACAUGCUGUCACGCUUCGCCAAGACCUCGGUGGACUUCCUUCGGAAACGUCAGUUUGACGACCUGCGAGGAGCCUUCAACGACGACAAGACAGGUGAUAGAAAGCUGUUGCUAACUGCUGCCUUACCUGCAGGAAAGGAAACCAUUGAUGAUGGCUUCGAGGUGGAAAGCUUUAGUAGGUAA